Messenger RNA from Megalobrama amblycephala (Wuchang bream), 2126 nucleotides. It is a transcript of the gene nkx2.2b, whose product is annotated as NK2 homeobox 2b. The transcript is spliced from 2 exons. Bases 854 to 1555 code for a protein of 233 amino acids. The record is from RefSeq and is a predicted model, not a curated record. Gene Ontology annotation, cellular component: nucleus. Gene Ontology annotation, biological process: cell differentiation; regulation of transcription by RNA polymerase II. Gene Ontology annotation, molecular function: RNA polymerase II cis-regulatory region sequence-specific DNA binding; DNA-binding transcription factor activity, RNA polymerase II-specific. Lineage: Eukaryota; Metazoa; Chordata; Actinopteri; Cypriniformes; Xenocyprididae.
CAGAACUCUUUUGUAAAAUAUUGCGUAAAUAUAAUUACGUAUUUCGGUCUAAAAAUAAACGCUUUGUGAUCAUUCUAAAGCAAGUAUGCAGUGAAGUAUGUCGAUUUAGCGUGCAGUGCUUCAAACAUCUGAACGCAUCAUCAACCAAAAGCUUUUAAGCACCAGAGUAAGAAUGAAUGACCUACAGCAUACAGCAUGAAUUCUGAAGGAGGUCAGUAACAGGAUUCUGCUCUUGUCGUCAAAUAUGGGUCGGUGGCUUGAUGAAUUUGGUACUUGACUUAAGCUCUAAGCAAAAUAUUGACCCAGAAGGUUUCCAUAAUUUGGCCAUUUGCCAUUUUAAACAAUCCCAUUUCAACACGCACAGCUCAUCAUCCACAACAUACAAUGUUUUCCGACCAAUCACACCCUACAAUGUAGUUAAAAUGCGUGCGUUUUUAAAGAUAAUUAGCCUAUAACGGAGGGUUUCCAUUUGUGCCACGGACGCUUCUGAUAUGUAAAUGAGUUUGGGGGGGAAGGAUCUCUCCCAUUUUAGUCGUGUCACCUCAUCCCACUCAUGCAUUUCUGCUGUUCCGCUGAUAGAAGCUCGACUCACUAUUUCACACCCGCACUUGACUCCAGAGAUCCGCCCUCGAUCGUCAAGGCCUUUUUGGGACGCUUUUCUGCAGGUCCAACACUCACCUGCGACCUUAAAUGGACCAGACUAAUGGAUUGGUUGGGUCAAGCACUGUAGCAUCCGAAGAGCAUCUGUGAUCUGGGUCCGUGCGCGCGCUGCCCAAUCCGACGGAUCUUCUCUUCGUUUAUAACUUAGCAGAACGCUUUUGGAGAGACUUGUCACGGUAUAUUGGUUUGGAAAAUGUCCCAAAAGAAUUCCAAGGCAGGAUUCUCUGUCCGUGAUAUUUUAGAGCUCUCGGACACGAACGAUGAAGGAUCAGUGACUGAAGACACUGAAGAUGAGGCGGAUGAAGGACUCUCUGGAAAUCAGCAGCGCGCGUCCUCCAGAGAUGCACUCUGGCUCGGAUCUCCAUGUGGCCACAAAUAUCCAACAGUGCCAUCAGCAUCUCCAGAGGACUUGAAUCCAGAACUGUCCGCGGAUGAGUCUGUUGAUCGGGACAGGGAGAGUUCGGAGGACUCGGGGAAAAAGCGCAAACGGAGAAUCCUGUUUUCAAAGACGCAAACGUUUGAAUUGGAGAGACGCUUCAGGCAACAGAGAUACCUAUCCGCCCCUGAGAGAGAACAUCUAGCUAAGGUCUUACAUUUGACCCCAACGCAAGUGAAGAUUUGGUUCCAGAACCAUCGGUACAAAGUGAAAAGAGCCCGGGCUGAGAAAGGAAUGGACCCAUAUCUGCUCUCUCCACGGCGGGUUUCUUUCCCGGUUCUGGUGAGAGACGGCAGACCGUGUCAUGUUCUCAGUCCUCAGGACGUCACUGCAGCGGCACCAUUUUCUGCUUUUAACAUCAAGCAAUUCCCGCAAAUUCAUCACAGUCAAAACAUCUGCCCCAGCUUCAUGAUGACACAUCUGACACCUGUCAGUCACCUGCAGCCGUGGUCCUGGUGAAGAGACGGAACUUUGAAAAUAUAAAGUUGUUUUCGUCACAUGUCGCCUCAUUAAUUUUAUUUCUGCAAUGUGGAAAUGUCUUUUUUUAUGAGUUUUGAUGUUCUAAUGUUUUCCUCCCGUUGGUUUGUUUAAUUUUCGUUGAAACUGAAAUACUUACACAAUGGGACAUCAUCAUCAUCAUCAUCAUCAUCAUCAUCAGUCGUGCUGUUUGUAGAUAUAUUUAUGUUGGCAAUUUUACAUUGAUGAGUACAUUUCAUUUAUAUUCAACAGUCAAAUGUUACUUUUCGUUACAUUUAGAAAGAGUACGAUAAGUAUAGGUUGGUUACUGACAAUUUGAUAACGUUUAAGAAAUUAAUUGGAAAUGUUUCUGUGGUUCUCUAUUUUAUUUUGUAUUAUGACUAACCUGUAAUAAACUUUUUGUCUUCUGAACACCGCGCUAAAGCGAUAUUAUUGAUUUUGUUGUGUUGUGACAAGAUUGAACGCUGAUAUAUAAUGCAGUAGUUAUAAAAAAUAUACAAAUAUAUAUGUAUGUAAAUAACCACGCCUGUCCUCACUAUUCUUUUGUGACUAA